AUGCCUCCAAAAAGCACCAAACCCACCAACGAUGAGCUUCUGGCUCAACUCGACAAUCUGGGUGUCGAUGACGAUGUGACUCCAUCGUCGGCUCAGCCCACGUCGAAGCCGGCCACUACUACUAGCACCAGCGCCUCCAAGUCAGAGCAGGAUAUCUUUGCUGAGCUCGAUAAUCUUGCAUCUCAGCGACCGAGCACCCCUCGAUUGUCGGCGGAGCAUCGCUCGUCUAUCAAAUCGCCGAAGCCGCCGUCUGGCCGGACCAGUGAAGAGAAAACUGCAACUGUUCGCAAAUUCGAGGAAGGCGGAACUGCGCCCACUCGCACGACUUCGAGAGAUGCGUCGUCCUCUGAAUCUGAGAAGACAAAGUCCGCAGAGAAGACGACGAAGAGCUCGGGCGGAGGUUGGUGGGGUGGUCUUCUAUCCUCCGCCACCGCUACCGCCAGUGCAGCUGCCAGCGCAGCCAUGAAACAGGCUGAAGCCGCUAUGAAGGAAUUGCAAAAGAACGAAGAGGCCCAGAAAUGGGCGGAACAGGUCAGAGGAAAUGUAGGAGCUCUUAGGGAUCUUGGUACUUGUUCCCCCACCUCGACUACCUUUGGACCGAUGGGAUGCGGCGAACUAAAAACCCUUGCUCUUCCAACAUUUACUUCGCUCAUCCAUACGCUCGCCCCUCCCAUCUCGUCUCAUGAGCGCCUUCAAAUUCACAUCACUCACGAUCUCUCUGGCUAUCCCAGUCUCGACCCUCUGAUCUACGAAGUCUUCUCUCGUGUCAUGUCGCAAGUAGAGGGUGGUGAUUUGCUUGUCAUCCAGCGCGGUCAGGAAUCAGCUCCCCGACGUGGCUCGGAGCUUGGAUUCCAGUCAUCCACUGCGGGUUGGCGCGAUGGCCCGUGGUGGCGCACCGUGACCCCAGGUAACCCGCGUAGUAUCAACGCUGUGAGAGGCGCUGUCGAGGCGACCAAGCUGGCCCGUGCCAGUGCAGAGGCCUAUGCGUCGGAAUACUACUCAUCUCGGGGCGGUAUUGAAGAGGCGGCGAAACAGGCCACUGCGGUACUGAGCGAGUCCAACCCCGUGCGGAGCAGCGAUAUUUUCUUGGCCAUCCAAGCAAUGAGCCAGACGAGCCCGAAGGACCUCUUUCAAGCCGGCCCAUCGGCCGAGAAAGCGAGCGCUUCUGGCGGAGUCGUCGAGGUGGCUGAUGAUGAGGAUAAUGAAGAGGUCGCCUUUGCAAUCUAUCUGCACGACCCUGUCCACGGCAUCGCGUUCCACACCGUGUCGCAGUCGAUUCCGCAGAAAUGGAUCGACUGGCUCGACGCGCCGGCUCCGGCCGUUGACGAUGCUGAUGACGCUAAGAAUGUUCCUCGCGUGACGGUGCCGGAGGCCAUUGCGGAGAUCAUUGAAAGUGGCGGCGUCGACCCCCGUGAAUGGGUAGCGGAAUGGCUCGAGGAGGCGUUAUCUCUUUCUGUUGGAGUUGUGGCGCAAAGAUACGUCGCCCGCCGGAUGGGCGUCGGUGAGGGCGGAGUCGGGAAGGGGAAAAUGAAGGCGGAAAAGGCAACGACGGUCGACAGCGGAGCGGGAGAAGCUGCCCGGGCGCUGUAG
Messenger RNA from Rasamsonia emersonii CBS 393.64, 1590 nucleotides. RefSeq names its product DNA topoisomerase. The transcript is spliced from 2 exons. The coding region runs from base 1 to 1590 and encodes 529 amino acids. The record is from RefSeq and is a predicted model, not a curated record. Lineage: Eukaryota; Fungi; Ascomycota; Eurotiomycetes; Eurotiales; Trichocomaceae.